Molecule: messenger RNA, 643 nt
Organism: Eruca vesicaria subsp. sativa (arugula)
Lineage: Eukaryota; Viridiplantae; Streptophyta; Magnoliopsida; Brassicales; Brassicaceae
Source: the annotation of a GenBank genome assembly
AUGGAAGGGAUCACGGAAGGAGUGAAUAGUAUGAGCUUGGGCGUUGAUAACCAGAAGAAGAAUCGAAUUCAGGUUUCUCACACCAAGAAACCGUUGUUCUUCUACGUCAAUCUCGCCAAGAGGUACAUGCAGCAAUACACAGAUGUUGAGUUGUCUGCACUUGGAAUGGCCAUUGCAACUGUUGUUACUAUCGCUGAGAUUUUGAAGAACAAUGGUUUUGCUGUUGAAAAGAAGAUCAUGACUUUGACUGUGGAUAUCAAGGACGAUUCAAGGGGACGUCCUGUGCAGAAAGCCAAGAUUGAGAUAACGCUGGCAAAGUCUGAGAAGUUUGAUGAAUUAAUGGCUGCAGCCAAUGAGGAGAAGGAGUCUGCAGAAGCCCAAGAGUAGAACUGAAAAGCUUGAUUUCUUCGUUCCCUGUCUCUCUUUGCUUAAUGUUACAACACUUUAAUUUGUUAUAUUCCGUUAGUUUUUAGCUCAUUUUGAAUGUUAUCUUGAAUUGUCCUCUCUACCUGUGAGAGUUUGAAAUUUUUAGUAUCGUAUUUAGGUGUAGGAAAGAUUUUUGUUGCAUAACAUUAUCGAAUAUAUAAAUGAUUCGAUAAUAACUUCUACUGGGUGGGAGUAUAUUGAAUGAGGAUAAUAGCUU